Molecule: messenger RNA, 936 nt
Organism: Leptosia nina
Lineage: Eukaryota; Metazoa; Arthropoda; Insecta; Lepidoptera; Pieridae
Source: the annotation of a GenBank genome assembly
AUGGAUCGCUUACUUCGUCUUGGAGGCGGUAUGGCUGGUUUGUCUCAAGCACCGCCUCCAACAGAUGCUCCCGUUGUGGACACCGCGGAACAGGUGUACAUUUCUUCGUUAGCACUGCUCAAAAUGCUUAAACAUGGCAGAGCUGGUGUUCCCAUGGAAGUUAUGGGCCUCAUGCUUGGUGAAUUCGUGGAUGACUACACUGUACGUGUAAUAGACGUUUUUGCGAUGCCUCAGACGGGAACUGGUGUGUCGGUUGAGGCAGUUGAUCCAGUAUUCCAAGCUAAAAUGUUGGAUAUGUUAAAACAAACAGGACGACCGGAGAUGGUUGUUGGAUGGUACCACUCCCACCCCGGGUUUGGCUGUUGGUUAUCUGGAGUAGACAUAAACACGCAACAGUCCUUUGAAGCUUUGUCUGAAAGAGCUGUAGCUGUUGUUGUGGAUCCAAUCCAAUCUGUCAAAGGAAAAGUGGUGAUUGAUGCAUUCCGUCUUAUUAAUCCCAACAUGAUGGUUCUCGGGCAGGAGCCUAGGCAGACCACCUCCAAUCUCGGUCACUUACAAAAGCCCUCUGUCCAAGCUCUGAUACAUGGUCUUAACAGACAUUAUUACUCAAUCAGCAUAAACUACAGAAAGAAUGAGCUGGAACAAAAAAUGCUUCUAAACCUUCAUAAAAAGUCAUGGAUGGAUGGUCUCACCCUCUCCGAUUACAAAGAACAUUGCAAAAUUAAUGAAACAACAGUGACAGACAUGUUGGAACUUGCUAAAAAUUACAACAAAGCCCUCGAAGAUGAAGAGAAGAUGACACCAGAACAGCUAGCCAUUAAGAAUGUUGGCAAGCAAGAUCCUAAGAGACAUUUAGAAGAGAAAGUUGAUAUUUUAAUGGCAAACAACAUAGUUCAAUGCUUAGGCGCUAUGCUCGAUACAAUGGUGUUUAAAUGA